Messenger RNA from Amoebophrya sp. A25, 799 nucleotides. NCBI's taxonomy places the organism in Eukaryota, Dinophyceae, Syndiniales, Amoebophryaceae. The record is from the annotation of a GenBank genome assembly.
AUGUGCAGCAACUGUGUUAUUCUUAAGGCUCCUCAAUAUGAAGACAGAUGAAACUACAAAGGGCACAUCAAUCUUUUUGUACAGGAGCAUCUUGUUCUUGAUAUCGUGUAGUAGUUACAACAGAGUCAUUGAUAACUUCUCUACGGAUGAUAAAACAACUCCUACUAGUAAAUCCGACAACUUGAUGACAUCAAUGAAGCAAAUGCGUAAUAAUAUGUAGAAAGAAACUUCUCAUGCUCAUUUGAGCAUCAAAAAAUAUGAAGUAACGUACGUAGUAAUCACGUAAAAUAUGACUGCUCAUGGUCGUGUUACGCACAGGAGGACUGUGUCUCUCAACAGUUAUAGUUAGACCCUAGUAUAAUGAAACACCAACGUUCUUGUCUCAUCACCUUCAUAGCUCACAUCAUUUCUUCUUCUAAUGAGAAAUGGGCAUCGGACGACUCGACGAAUAUUCGUGCGACACGGAGGCCUACGGCGGUCUCCCCGAAUGUACUCUACUUAAGGCUUGAGGAAAUCCAUCUUUCCUAACCUACCCGUCUGACCGGGAGAAGAUAACAGGAAGAUGGAUUUCUGCAAGGUCUAACCUACUUGUCUGAACGGGAGAAAGAGAGGCAUCAUCUCUCUGACUGGAAGGUGCGAGUGUUCGCUUUCGGUGCAGUAUUGUCUAUUAGUUGUGCUGUGAAGAUAAUUCUAGUCAACUUCCGCCUCCGCGCACCACCAGUCUUCCGACCUUCCGGAGACGACUUCAUGACGAGAUUUCAAACUGCCGAUGCAAUCGGGGAUGCAUUGGAGGGUAGGG